AUGGAAGAAGCUAUUAGAAGUGUAGAGGAGAAGGAAGGAAUUCGUCUUACAUGGAAUACUUUUUCAAACAGCAAGAAUGAAACAUCGAAGAACGUUAUCCCGCUGGUGUGCUCCUACAAGCCCAUGCACGGAUACCACAAUGGCUCUUUGCUGCAGGUAGGCUAUCCUGCUGUUCGAUGCGCCAGGCCAGAGUGCUCGAGCGUGCUGAGCCCCUACUCAUCGAUUGACUUUGGGUCCAAGCACUGGGGGUGUCUCUUCUGCGGAAGAAUGAACAUGCUGCCUCCCCACUACAGAGGAAUAACACAGGACAAUCUGCCGUACGAGCUCUUCAGCGAUAGCACCACAGUGUUCUACAAAGGAAGCAGAACAUCUGGAUACAAAAGAACAUAUUGGUUCGUCAUUGAUCUGUGCAGCUUCGACGAGGAGAGACACCUCUUACUGAAGGACGGGCUUUUAACAGCUCUUCAGGGCAUUGGAGAGGACGACAGUGUGGGAAUAAUAAGAUACAGCGCAAACAUUGAAAUUAUCAGCCUGGAGAACCUUGAUGUAAGAAAAGUGCACGUCUUCCCAGCUGUUGAUUAUACGCCUGCAAUUCUCCAAAAGGCGUUUUCGUCGGGAAGCAGCGCCAUCUCUCCUCUGUCUAAGUUCACGAGGAGAAAGGGAGACUGUGUGGAGUAUGUUGAGCAGAUAUUUAAGAAUCUGCAGCUCAAUCCCUUCCCCGUGCCCACAAUGGAAAGGCCAAAGAGAUGCACAGGGAGCGCAAUUCAGCUGGCUAGCAGCAUAAUACAAAGCACGUGCGCAGAGGCGACAGGGCACAUGAUAGUCUUCACGCAGGGCCCAUGCACGUACGGCCCAGGCGCCAUUUCUUCGCUUAGUUUGAAGCAGUCUCUUCGAAUCGCAGGAAAAGAAAUAACAAAAUUGUUCUCCAAAGAGUCUAUAUACGAAACAAUAGCAAACGCCAUGGGAGCUAAGGGGCAUGUAAUUGACAUUAUAGCAGCAGGAAUUGACGACUUUGGGUUUGCCGAGAUGAGAAGCCUGAUCGAGAAAACAGCAGGAACAUCGGUGUUUGCCAGAGACUUCAACCCGUAUAUUUAUAAGGAAUCGAUCAAGCGCAUCUUUAUGAAGAGCGAAGAUAAGGAGGAAAAUGCGAUGAAAAGAGUCUUUGACGCCCGCACCACCGCAAAGAUCACCAAAGGGUACAGAAUAAAGAACGCGUACGGGCAUGGGUUUGAGCAGAGUGUCGAUAAAAAGCAGAACUACGUCUGGCGCCAGGGCUCCCUCUUUGACAGAUCAACAAGCGCACUGGUCUUUGAGCAGAUCGAAGAUGCGCCAGCAGGCAGCGCAGUCUUUCUGCAGAUAUGCACUAAGUUUGUAGACAGCACAGGAGAGUCGUACGAAAGAGUCACCACCCUUGCCAGGUCAUUUGGGAACUCGAACAAUCUCCAGCAGCUGAUACUGGGAUUUGACCAGGAGGCUGCGUGUGUCUUCAAGGCCAAAGAGCUCUCUGUCAACGCAGAUAAUGGCGAUGGAAUUGACGUCAUUCGACAGGCAGAUAGAUGCCUCAUCAGAUUCAUGCAGAGAUUCUGCACAUUCGAAAGAGACAGCGCAGGGUCGAUAAGAGUGCCUCCCAUGAUGUCAUUCUUCCCUGAGUUUAUGUUCUUCCUGCGAAGACUCCCAGCCCUGCACACAGACGGGCUGAGUCUGGACGAAGUAGCAUACCAGAGAACGAUUCUUCUGAAUGAAGACUCAUCUUCCACGAUGUGCAUUAUAAGGCCUUCUCUGGUGGCUUUCCACUACACGGGAGAGAGGUCUCCUGUAGAGCUGGACUCAAGAUCGCUGAAGUCUGAUGUGGCUCUGCUUGUGGACACUUUCCACGAUGUAGUGAUAUGGUACGGGGAGAACAUUGCCUCCUGGAUGAAGGCAGGCGUGAAAGAGAAUCCUGAGUACUGGUUCUUCAAAGAUAUGCUGGAGUCGCUAGAAAAAGAAGCUAAAGCCCUUGUUGACAGCAGGCUGCCCGUUCCAAAGCUCACGCACUGCGAUCAGUACAGCUCGCAGGAGAGAAUUCUGCUGUGCAAGGUAAACCCUGCAUCGUCAGUUGCGAAUAGCUCAAGCGGAGAAGGGCAGACGAUAGUCACCGAGGAUAUUGACUUUGCUCGGUUUUACGAGUAUUUGAUAAAGCUUGUAGUUGCUACAUAA
Nematocida minor is the source of this 2196-nucleotide messenger RNA. Its product is annotated as protein transport protein SEC23. Gene Ontology annotation, cellular component: endoplasmic reticulum exit site; COPII vesicle coat. Gene Ontology annotation, molecular function: GTPase activator activity; zinc ion binding. The transcript has a single exon. Lineage: Eukaryota; Fungi; Microsporidia. The record is from RefSeq and is a predicted model, not a curated record. The coding region runs from base 1 to 2196 and encodes 731 amino acids. Gene Ontology annotation, biological process: endoplasmic reticulum to Golgi vesicle-mediated transport; intracellular protein transport; COPII-coated vesicle cargo loading.